CAGCGUCUUGUUUCUCUUCCUGUUUUCGGGCACGUGACAAAAACCUUAAAGGUGAGCCGCUCCAAGACGGAAGUGAACAUGUCUCCAUCGCCUCUCCUCUUCUUUUUCAUCCUCCUCUUGGCGCGUCCUCGCGUCGUGCACGCGGACGCGGGGGGUAGCGCGCCCAGCUUCCGGUUCGGCCAGGAGGACUUCGUGGUGGACCUGGAGGACGCCGUCGACGAGGGCGCGGUUCUCUUGGCCGUCGUGCACGCGGGCAACCUGCCCGAGUGUCGGGCCGCGUGCUGCGCGCUUCCGCAAUGCAACAUCGCGCACGCGGACGCCAACCUGACGUGCGCGCUCUUGGACUGCGUGCACAGAAACAAGUUCGUGUGCCGCUUCGUCCGACGACCCGGGUACCGGACCGUCAUCAGGGACGCCGAGUACCGGAAGUACCUGGAAGGACCGCAGGAAGCAGAUGAGCCGGCGCCGCCCAUCGCCAUCGCGGGUCGGGACCGGGUCGUGCAGCCCGGCGCCACGGUGACGCUCGACGGCAUCCAGAGUUUGGCCCUCGGUGACGCCCACAUCACGGACUACGAUUGGACGCUGCAGAGCGGAGACGCCAACGUCGUCAUGGAGAAGACUCCGCUGGCCGACCAGGUGCGACUGUCCCACCUGACGGCGGGACGCUACCGCCUCCGGCUCACCGUCACCGACUCCAACCGGCGAUCGGGCAGCGCCGACGUCCAAGUGCUCGUCCUCGGCGCCGACGUGUCCGCCCGCUACUGCUUGUCCGAGGCCAAGGCGGGCCCGUGCCGCGCCGCUUUACCUCGAUGGCGUUACGACGCCACCGCGCGCCAAUGUCGGCAGUUUGUGUUCGGGGGAUGUAAAGCAAACCGAAACAACUUCCUGUCCAAGGACGAGUGUGUGCAGGCCUGCAGUGGAGUCACACAACUACAGCGCAUCGCUCUGCCGGCCGGCGAGGUGUGCGGCUCCGCGUGUGGUUCUGGCCAGCUGAAUUGCGGCGGCAGCUGCUGCCUGGACCAACGUUUGGAGUGUGACGGCGUGACGCAAUGCAGCAACGCCGCGGACGAGAAGCACUGCAGCCAACUCAACGAGACGUUCUCUCGACUUCUGGACCUCGACGUCAACCGAGGAAAAGCCCGCUGCACAGAGCCCCCCCAAACGGGCCCGUGCCGCGCCAGCCACACACGCUGGUACUACAAUCCGCUCAAGGAGCGCUGCCGGCGCUUCACGUACGGCGGUUGCCACGGAAACGACAACAACUUUGCCGAGGAGACGCAAUGCGAUGCCGCCUGCCACGGCGUCACGGAGCGCGACGUGUUCGCCAGAGGAACGUUUGAACGCUUCGCGGACCGAGACGAAGAAGAAGAAAGCGGCUCGGGUUCCGUGGCGUUGGCGGUGAUCCUGUCGGCGGCCGUCUCGGCGUCACUGGCCGUCCUGGGCUACUGCUUCCUGAAGAACCGCAGCCGGCGCUCGGGCGGCCACGCGGAAGCGGCCCGCCGAGCCGCGUCGGCGCAGGACCCGCUCGUUUACGAGGGCGCCGCCGAUCCCUUGUAGCGGCCCGUCGUUGUCGCGCGGGUGGCGGUAGAAACGGGCGUCGGGGGUGUGGCCACAUUGGACGGCCUUUCUUUUCCGUUUGGGUCAUUGCUUGCUGAAAAUAAAGUUCCUCUUUGUUUGA
This is a messenger RNA of Phycodurus eques (leafy seadragon), 1678 nucleotides long. Its product is annotated as kunitz-type protease inhibitor 1-like. NCBI's taxonomy places the organism in Eukaryota, Metazoa, Chordata, Actinopteri, Syngnathiformes, Syngnathidae. The record is from RefSeq and is a predicted model, not a curated record. The transcript has 10 exons. Bases 79 to 1557 code for a protein of 492 amino acids. Gene Ontology annotation, molecular function: serine-type endopeptidase inhibitor activity; protein binding.